AGAAAAAGGAAAGAAAAGAAAAAAAAAUCGGUGCUUCAAAUUCACGACCCAAAAAAAAAAAGGUGCAAAAGUGACUUUUCUCCAAACAAAUAACAAGAUGUCGCGCAGACUGAAAUUCUCUUCUUCCCUUUUUCUUUUUGUUGACUUUGCUUAGACAACUAUCACUAUCAGCAAAAAAAAAAAAAGGUCACCUUGGGAAUAGUACGAAAAGACGAUGCAAACAACUUUACCACUUCAUGCUGCUCCUGGAGAAGCUACUGCUCAUGGACCUCAAGGUAUUAGUCAAUUUCGUAAUUUAACCUUACACGACAUUGAAUCUGAUCCCAUCUCUCAACUGGCGAAAAAGCAUUAUGGUGGUAAAUCCAAACCAAAAUGGGACCCAAAACUAGUGGAAGAUAUUAUUGAAACUCAUUUAGUAUCUUCUAAUUACGACCCAAAGAAGAUCAUGUUACUCGAAUUCACCCAAUAUCUCGAAAAGUAUUUAUGGCCGUAUUUUGACUCGGAAACAGCUACUCUCAAUCACGUAUUGUCUAUUUGUAUGAUCGUUAAUGAAAAGUCGAGACAACGCGUAUCACCAUGGGAAAUAUUCUCCAAUGAUACUGCUAAAUUUAGUGCUCUCUUUGAUCGUGUGAUUCAUUUAGCCGUUCCUUCUGAAUCAAAGACAUUACCUCUUCGGGUUCAACGUAUCGUGCUGAUGUUUUUGAUACUUUGCUUUCAAAGUUUGGAAAACACCACUAUCAGAACUGAAUGUCUCAAGUUGGUGACGAUUGGAAUUUGGCAAAAUCUUGGUCAUGAUGAUCGCCGUGAACAGAUCCUGAAUGAUUAUCCUCCUGUACGAAAAUUAUGGAAUUCAAGCAAUAAGAAAUACAAUCUUGCAGAUGAUAAUGAAAAGGAAAAGUUGGACUUUAAUCGCAACUGGCUCAGUGCUCUCUUGAUGGAUUUUGUUGGAAAGAUAUAUGAAAUUCCAGCGGAAGGCAAAGUUGACGACGAACUACUUAUGUACUGUGAACGAUUCUUUGAAUUACUGAUCGAUUUGGAAGCACAACUACCUACACGACGUUUCUUCAACACACUUUUAGACGAUCAUCAGAUAGUGGUCCUUUGUAAAUUGGCACCUUUUAUUCGACGUGACAACAAGGAUGUAGAAUUAAUGAAACAACUUUUGGAAAACCUUGCCUUUUAUGCCAAAUUCGAAAUCAAUGAUCAAACUGGAUUGGCUCUUACAGAUUUGGAUAUGACAGAACAACAUUCUGCACAACUCAUUCAACUUCAACAUAUCAUAUUCCGCGAUUAUAAAGAUAUCUUACCCGAUCUUCCAUUAGCAAACUUGGGAUCUAUUGAACAGCGAACAGAUCUCCUGUGGCAUUUUGAAAAAGCAUCCGUUGACGAUCUAAGCCGUAUCUGUGAUAGUUUGAACAUUCGUGGACAGCCUAUAGUGGAUUCUUUGAUUACUGAUGGUCUUGUAGACAAGAAGGAUCUAUUGAUUGAAAGCUUAGUGGAUAAGUAUCAAAAACGUACUAGUCAAAUUGAAAAAGUGAACUCCUCACCUUUGUAUCCUGAUGAGGAUACUCUCUUUAAAGACAGUCUUAUUCAAACUCAAUUCUAUACUGGUGAACGACCUUUAGCUCUUCCUAAGCUCAAUCUUCAAUUCUUGACUAUACACGAUUAUUUGUUACGCAAUUUCAACCUCUUCCGAUUAGAAAGCUCAUACGAAAUCCGACAAGAUAUUGAAGAUGUGAUCAAACGACUUGGACCACGUUUAACCUAUCCUGAACGUACAAUUGAAUGGUCCGGUUGGGCAAGAAUGGCGCUUCCAAUUGAUUCUUUUGGCAUUGUUGAUGUUGGUAGACCGGAACUUGGCCAAGAUCAACCUUCUCGAGUCACGGCUGAUGUUUCCUUUAACGUUAGCAAGUACUCCAAGGUGAUUCGUGCUGAAUGGGAUAGCCUUAGAAAGCAUGAUAUUGUUUUCCUCUUGACUAUUCGACCACAUGAUGAUUCGGCAACUCCAUAUCAAGAAGGUCAAGAUUUUAGAAAACAUUUUGGUAUCAAGUAUAUUCGUGGUGCUGAAAUCGUGGAUGUUAUUGGAAAUGAUGGUCAUACUAUUGAUCAAGCUGCAAAAUCCGCUCCAGAAGAAAAACCUUUCCAAUCUGCUAGUGCCACUAGAACUUUACGUAUAGCAUUAGACCCAAAUCAAUUCAAGACCGAUAUGCAAAAACACAGUCAUGGCAUGGAAGACGUUCAUGACACUUUCAACAUUCUUGUCCGAAGAAAACCUCAAGAAAACAACUUUAAGGCCGUUUUAGAAACCAUUCGUGAUUUGAUGCAAAGUGAACUGGUUGUACCUGAUUGGUUACAAAAGGUGUUUUUGGGCUAUGGUGAUCCUGCAAGUGCACACUAUUCAAAUCUUCCUUCUCGUCUUCGUGAACUUAACUUCCGGGAUACCUUUUUGAAUUGGGACCAUUUGAAACAAAGUCUUCCUGACAAGGUGAUUCAACCUAUUCCUGAUGAAACUGCUAUGGUACCUCCUUUUAUUCUCAGUCAUACACAAGUCGAUUCUCAAGUGAAUGCCAAAUCCAAGAAAAAGAAAUCUGCAAAAGCAAUGGAUGUAGAUACUCCCGAAACUAUUCAAGUAUCUUCAUAUAAAGUACCAAAUAUGGGACCCUAUCCUCAAGAUAUACCAAAACAAAACAAUGUACCUUUCACUCCAGUACAAGUUGAAUCCAUCCAUUCAGGUAUGAAUCAUGGUCUGACAAUGGUGGUUGGUCCUCCUGGUACAGGCAAAACUGAUGUUGCAGUACAGACAAUCGCCAAUCUUUAUCAUAAUCAUCCGAAUCAACAUACACUUAUCGUUACACAUAGCAAUCAAGCAUUAAAUCAAAUUUUUGAGAAAUUGAUGGAAUUAGAUAUCGACUCUCGCCAUUUGGUUCGUCUUGGUCAUGGUGAAGAAGAACUCAAUACUGAAUUAAGUUUCAGUAAAUUUGGACGUGUGACAUCUUUCCUGGAACGACGUAUUGAACUUUUGAAGGAAGUGGAUCGAUUAUCACAAUCUUUGGAAAUCCCUGGUGAACAUGGAUCGACUUGCGAAACAGCUGGCUACUUUUAUAACUAUCAUGUUAAAACACGAUGGGCACCUUAUCACGACAAGAUAACAACAGAUAAGAAUAUGACUUUAGCAGAUGUACGAGAUGAAUUCCCUUUUGCUGUCUUUUUCGCCAACGCACCUCAACCCUUAUUUAACGAUGACAUGACGGUGGAUGAUGCUAUUGAUGUGGCUCAAGGUUGCUUCCGACAUUUGGAAAAAUUAUUUGAAGAAUUGGAAGAUGUACGACCUUUUGAAUUGUUACGUUAUAGUACUGAUCGUGCCAACUACUUGAUUACCAAAGAAGCAAAGAUUAUCGCCAUGACUUGUACUCAUGCUGCUCUCAAGCGACGAGAACUAGUAUCAUUGAAAUUCAAAUACGAUAAUGUGGUGAUGGAAGAAGCUGCUCAAAUUCUGGAAGUAGAAACAUUUAUUCCAUUACUGUUACAAGAACCAGAAGAUGGAGAAAAUCGACUGAAACGCGUUAUCCUUAUUGGUGAUCACAAUCAAUUGCCACCUGUAGUAAAGAAUCUAGCUUUUCAACAAUAUGGCAAUAUGGAGCAGAGUUUAUUUACUCGAUUUAUACGUUUGGGUGUACCGGCAUUACAAUUGGAUGCUCAGGGUCGUGCCAGAUCAUCCCUCGCCAAACUUUAUAGUUGGAGAUAUAAUCAAUUAGGUGACUUACCCAAUGUACUGACCAAUUCCGAAUUCUUACAAGCAAACGCAGGGUUGACAUAUGAUUACCAAUUCAUUAAUGUGGGUCCUUAUCAUGGACAAGGUGAAUCGGAACCAGUGGCCUACUUUUAUCAGAACGUGGGCGAAGCUGAAUAUGUUGUGGCACUUUAUCAAUACAUGCGUCUGAUAGGAUAUCCUGCGGAAAAGAUCACCAUCUUGACAACGUAUAAUGGUCAACGUUCUUUGAUCAAUGAUGUCCUUCAACGACGAUGUGCUUGGAAUCCAUUCUUUGGUAGACCUGCAGCUGUAUCGACAGUGGAUCAAUAUCAAGGACAGCAAAAUGAUUACAUUCUAUUGUCUUUAGUCCGUACUAAGACUGUGGGUCAUCUUCGUGAUGUUCGACGAUUGAUUGUGGCCAUGUCAAGAGCUCGCCUUGGUCUCUAUGUGUUUGGUCGUCGUGGAUUGUUUGAAAAUUGUUAUGAAUUGAAACCCGUUUUUGAUCAAUUAUUGGCGCGUCCGGAUAAAUUAUGUUUACAACACAAUGAAUCCUAUCCUACCAAUCGACUGGUGGAUGUACACAAGGAUAUUACCGAAAUGGAUCAUGUAGAAGAAAUGGGCAAAUUAGUAUACAAACUCAGUCAAGAACAAUUGGACGAAGAGAUGAUCAGACAAGAACAAAUCCAAGAAGCUGAACAAGAAGCUGAAGAAUUGAUCCAUCAAGAAAUGGAUGACGCACAAGAAAAUUAGAUUAGAGAUUGAUUGCUCUGCACUUUGUUUUAUUUUAAUCACACACCUAUUAUUAUUUCCCUCCCUUCUGUUCUUUUCUUCUCAUACAUCCUUUCCUUU
Halteromyces radiatus is the source of this 4600-nucleotide messenger RNA. RefSeq names its product P-loop containing nucleoside triphosphate hydrolase protein. The transcript is spliced from 18 exons. Gene Ontology annotation, cellular component: catalytic step 2 spliceosome. NCBI's taxonomy places the organism in Eukaryota, Fungi, Mucoromycota, Mucoromycetes, Mucorales, Cunninghamellaceae. Gene Ontology annotation, biological process: mRNA splicing, via spliceosome. Bases 215 to 4501 code for a protein of 1428 amino acids. The record is from RefSeq and is a predicted model, not a curated record. Gene Ontology annotation, molecular function: mRNA binding; helicase activity.